AUGCAUGAAAGAAUUCAUACCAGGGAGAAACCUCUCACCUGCUGCAAGUGUGGGAAGAGAUUUGCUCAGUCGUCCAACUUAAAUAAACACCAAAGAACUCACACUAUGGCGAGACCAUUCACCUGCUCGGAGUUUGGGAAAGGUUUCAAGCAGUUAUCCACCUUACAUAAGCACUGGAGAACUCUCACUGGAGAGAAACCAUUCACCUAUCCUGCACACCAGAGAACUCACACUGGGAAGAAACUAUUCCCCUGCUCUGGGUGCUGGAAGAGCUUCACACAGUUAUCAAACUUGCAAGCGCACACCAGAGAACUCAGUGGAGAAAAACCAUUCCCUUGCCCUGAGUGUGGUCAGGAGUUCACACAGUUAGUCAGCUCACAAAAACACCAGAGCACUCGUACCAUGGAGAAACCAUUCACCUGCUUUGACUGUGAGAAGAGUUUCACUCAGUCAUCCAGCUUGUGUACACACCAGAGGACUCACGCAGGGGGAGGAAUUGUGUACUUGCUCUAA
Molecule: messenger RNA, 513 nt
Organism: Rhincodon typus (whale shark)
Lineage: Eukaryota; Metazoa; Chordata; Chondrichthyes; Orectolobiformes; Rhincodontidae
Product: oocyte zinc finger protein XlCOF6-like
Exons: 2
Coding region: 1-513 (170 amino acids)
Biological process (GO): regulation of transcription by RNA polymerase II
Molecular function (GO): DNA-binding transcription factor activity, RNA polymerase II-specific; RNA polymerase II cis-regulatory region sequence-specific DNA binding
Source: RefSeq, a predicted model, not a curated record